Molecule: messenger RNA, 1742 nt
Organism: Lottia gigantea (owl limpet)
Lineage: Eukaryota; Metazoa; Mollusca; Gastropoda; Lottiidae
Exons: 10
Coding region: 48-1403 (451 amino acids)
Molecular function (GO): protein binding
Source: RefSeq, a predicted model, not a curated record
UGUAUAAAUAUAGUAUCGUCUUCUAUAUUUUAACAUUCUUUAAAAUUAUGUUACCGCAUCUCAUCAUGGCUGACAAAAACCUAACAAACGAAGAAAUUACAUCAAAAACGGCUGCUGAAUGGUUACUGACAGCAGAGGAAACAGUUUCACAUUUGUACAGUUUUCGUGAUAACUAUAUAGAAUCUCAUGGUGUUGGUAAGGCAAGUGAUAAAAUAAAGGACGUCCAAUCAAAAUUGGAAGAAACAAUGAAGUAUCUUGAUGAUAUAUCAGAUAAAAUAAAGAAUAAAGCUGUGUUUUCAAUGUUAAGGGGUAAAACUUUAAAUGUAAGUGCUGAUUUUAAUCAAGAGGCUCAUGACUGUUUAUCAAAAGCUGUUAAGUUAGAUCCUAAACAAGUAGAAGGAUGGAAUCAACUUGGAGAAAGUUUCUGGAAGAAAGGUGAUAUGACUGGUGCUAAAAAUUGUUUUUCUGGUGCUUUAGAUCAUUCUAAAAAUAAAGUGUCCUUAAGAAAUUUGUCAAUGGUUAUGAGACAAAUGCCAGGUACCCAAGAAGAAAAGACCAAAUUAAUUGUAGAAAGUGUGGAAAAAGCUAAAGAAGCAGUACAGUUAGAUAUUCAAGAUGGAAUCUCAUGGAGUAUACUUGGAAAUGCCUACUUAUCCAUGUUUUUUGCUGCUGGACAAAAACCCAAAAUUCUCAAACAGUGUAUGAGUGCAUACCAACAAGCCGAAAAAGACAGUAUAGCAAAUUCAACAGCAGACCUACAUCAUAAUAGAGCAAAUGCCUAUAAAUAUCAAGAAGAUUAUCAAGCAGCUUUGGAAGGUUUAACUAAAGCAUCAUUAUUAGAUCCCAGUUGGAGUGAACCUAAAGAUAGAGAAAAACAACUUAUAGCAUAUCUAACUAAUGUUAAACAACUUAAAGAUUCCAAGGGAAAAGUAAAAGGUAAAAAGUUAGAGACUAUGAUAGGUCAAGUAAAUGAGAAAGAUUUAGGACCUUACAACGGUGGAAGUUACACAGGACCAAAAGGUGAUAAAGUCACAUUAAAACCUGUCAAAUUAAAAGAAUUAAAAUCAGAUACCAAUUUAGAAAGUGUAAUAGUUGGUAAAGUUGUUUGUUCAGUAAUGUCAGAAGAUUCUGUGCCUUUUACAUUUUGUAUGGUUGAUACUGAAGAAACUUGUUUUCCUGUGACUGUGUAUAAUAUUGCACCAGGACGUGGUAUGAAAAUAGGCGAUUCAGUGGCUAUACCAGAACCUUAUGUACAAACAGUCAAUGUCCACCAUAAAGAACUAAAUAUAGUAUAUAACAGUAUAAGGGUUGAUUCACCAGUCCUAUUAGUUGUAAAUGGCAAGAAAUUGGGUAUUGAUAAACAAGCUCCAACAGUUUUAGCUGUAGAUAAAUAUCAUGAAUAAUAUCAUUUUAUAUCUUAUAUCAUCUGUGAUAAACCAAGUAAUUUAUUAUAUUAUGUUAUGUGUUCUUCUUUACUCACUGUUUCCUUUGUCAGUGGCUUAUAUAUUUACAUAAGAAUGCCAUAAUAUUCUCUAUCAUUCUUGAAAAUACAUGGUCUUUAUUUGGAUUUUUUAAAACUUUAGUAUGAAUUUCACUUUCAAAAAGUGCCCAGCAACCUGAUUUUGAUUUUCCCAAGAAGCAUGAAUUUGAAAUGCCACCAGUGCUGUGGAAGAAUUACAGGAGCAAGUUUCCCUAAAUCCUGACACAUAUUUUGGAGUAAAAUAAAAUAAUAUUUUUUUUAG